AUGUCUGUACCUACGGUAACUUUGUCCAACGAGGUUACAAUACCGGCCAUUGGCUUUGGCACUUGGCAGGUAAGUAAUUAUGGUUUUUUAAUACUGUUACAAACGUAUAUUUGUUUAAAGAAUAAUUAUGAUUUGUAAAGUAUAUGGUAUCACAGUUUGAUAUUGUAAUUUCAGCUGAAUACCACCAACAUUAAGGCUAGUUUGUCAGCGGCCAUUGAAGCCGGCUACCGUCUCAUUGACACUUCUAGAUCGUUUGGCAACGAAGAGAUGAUUGGCGAAGCGAUUUCUGAGUUGAUCCAGAAGAAGAAAAUCAAACGCGAAGACUUAUUCAUUACGACCAAGGUGAGCGUCUUUGUAGCUAGUAUAAUGCAUAAGGUUUAGCUUCCAAUCUACGCCCACCGUAACGAAAUCACUGACAAUGUAAUUGAUCUGUCUCUGAAAGCCUUAGGCACUCCGUAUAUCGACCAGUACCUUAUUGAGCUACCGUGUGCCGUUCAAGGCGACAUCUCUGGAUCGUUGAUGGACAAAAACGGAAUACCAAUACCAGACUUGGCUCCACAAACAGAGACGUGGAAGGUACUGGAAGAUGCGUACAAGUCUGGCAAGGUCAAGUGUAAGAGUUAACAUAAAAUAAUAUGCAAAGCCUUAUGUUUCGUGAAUAUGAAGCGUAGUUAUUGUAUUCGUUAUAUUUAUUACAAAUUUAGCGAUUGGACUAGCUAAUUUCAACGAAUGGCAGAUCCAAGCCCUGUACACGACCGCUGAUGUCAAACCUCAAAUCCUGGAAGUCGAAUGUCACAUUCUGUUACAACAACCAGAACUGUUGGCCUUCUGUAAGAAGAACAACAUCACGGUAAUGGCGAGUGCUCCACUCGGCUCACCUCAACGGUCAAGCUCGGACUGGAAGACGAAUUGGCCAGAAGGUAACGUGCUGGGCCAUCCUGUAGUCCUAGACAUGGCCGGAAAGCAUCGUAAAACAGCGGCGCAGGUAAUGUAUUUAAUAACCUUGUUUUAUUAAGUUGAACCGAAAGAAAUGGGACACUUUUCAUCGUAUAUUAUAAUUAACUCAUUUUUUGAAUAUUUUUUGUUUUCUCUAGUAUAUUAUGGUUCCACUUAAUACCUCUUAAUGUUUGUUUUUAGAUUUGCCUGCGGGCAUUGCACCAACUUGGAGCCAUUCCCUUGCCUAGCAGUACCAACAAGUCCCACAUCAAAGAAAACAUUGACAUCUUUGGCUUCAAAUUGUCAUCACAAGAGAUGGAGCAGGUCAAGGCCGCUAACGCCAACAUACGAUUGUUCGUAUACGACUUGUAA
Molecule: messenger RNA, 1308 nt
Organism: Bursaphelenchus okinawaensis
Lineage: Eukaryota; Metazoa; Nematoda; Chromadorea; Rhabditida; Aphelenchoididae
Source: the annotation of a GenBank genome assembly